UGCAUGUUGUUUUUCGUCUGGGCGUAUUAGACGUGUGCCAAAUAAUCUGUGGCUUGCCUUUUGUUUGGAGAGGAGUUUUACGUCGUUUUUUAGCCUUACCUGACGGGUUUGUGGUCAAAUUUGUUCAAGCGAACUUCAAGGAUCAUUCAUAAAAGUCUCAUACCGGGAGGCUGAAAGAUAACAGCCCCGUGAUUUCGAUUGCACGAGAACUUUCCCUCCCAAGUAGCACUCGAACAAACAUCAAAUUGUUUAGCGUUUGAUUUGCGACAUGGCGGACACAACUUCGACGACAGUUACCGCUCCGAAACCAGCCCACAAGCGAAUUCUCCACAACUUGAGGAAUAUUUCGCGCGACGAAAUUAAAGAGUUGCUUCUUUAUUUUGCUGUCACGCUCUCUCUCUUUCUGGUCGGCCAUUUUCACUUCAGCUUCGCAUGGAUUAUCAUGAUUCUUAUGGUGUUCGUUAGCUGGGAAUAUCAGAUGGACGAGAAGAACAAGCGAAGGGAUCGCAUGGAAAAAGCCCUGAAGUCUUCCUUUAUCGAUAAGAUAGAGAAUCUUCCCUCCUGGGUCUACUUUCCAGAAAAAGAGCAAGCAGAAUGGGUUAAUAGCAUCAUUGAUCAAAUGUGGCCCUACGUAGACGGCAUGGUGUACAAAAUUCUUAAAGAAACUGUCGAACCUGAGAUGCAGAAGAACAUGCCCAAAGCCCUGAACACGCUGUACUUUGAAACAAUCGACCUCGGGAACAAGCCACCUUACGUAGCGAAUGUGAAGUCGUAUCCUAGCAAGGAAGAGAGGAAAUCGGAGUUUAUUUUCGAUAUGGAUAUAGUGUACAAUGGCGAUGCUACAAUCAAGCUUGCAGUCAAGAAAGUGAAACUGGGCCUGUCUAACAUUGAACUGCGUGGAGUGCUCAGAGUCAUUUUCAAGCCGUUGGUUGCCGAAUACAACCCUGUUGGAGGCGUUACAGUGUUUUUCUUGAACAGACCCAAACUAAAAUUCGAUCUAACCAAUUUAUUGAAUGUUCUGGAUCUUCCUGGGCUCAAGAGCUCUUUGCGCCGAAUCACAGAUGACGUCAUCGCCUCCUUCGUGGUGCUUCCUAAUCGUGUCGCCGUUCCCCUCGCUACGGGUGUCGACGCCAGCGAUCUUCAGUAUCCAAUCCCUGAAGGAGUCCUUCGUGUGAAAGUCGUGGAGGCGAAGGACCUGAUAGCGAAAGAUAUCGGCUUCGUGAAGAAGGGAAAGUCUGAUCCUUACGCCAUAAUUCGCAUCGGUGCUCAAAGCUUCCGCACCAAGAUGAUCUCAAACGAUCUAAAUCCCGAAUGGAACGAAACCUUUGAGGCGUUUGUGGAUAACAGUGAGGGGCAAGAGCUUGAAGCUGUGAUCUACGAUGAAGAUACAUCUUCAAAGGACAGCAAGAUUGGUCGACUCGACACCGAGAUUGUUUCCACAGUGGAGACUGGCCAUCAGGACCUCUGGCUACCGCUUGAGGGUGUCAAACAAGGGAGGGUCCACUUACAGCUAAACUGGUUCCCGCUCAGUGCCAAUGCGUCAGACCUAGAACCCCCUCAAGGGGAGGGCCUCUCAGUAGCAGCGCUCAUCGUGAAACCCAUCUCUGCCGACGCCUUACCUCUCACUAGUGGUCAGAAGGAAGCCCUGAGGAGUGUUUACUGCGAGAUCACAGUCGGCAAAACCACUCUGCAAACCUUCCAGUGCUAUGGAGAGAAAACCGAAUGGAAACAAGCAUUGCGAUUCCUCGUUGGCGACCCUGGGGGCCAAGAAGCUGAGGUUAAAGUGAUCGAGGCCAAGGGCACCAAAACAUUGGGUAAAAUGUCGUUCGAUAUCCGCAAGCUGCUGAGCAAAGAUGGUUUGACCGUGGAAGAAACCUUUCCCUUGAAGGAAUCUGGCGAGAAGAGUACCUUAACCUGCCGCUUCACCUUGAGGGUCCUGAACACACCGGAUGUUAAUCCAAGCGAGCCUGAAACGAGGUCUAAAGCUGAAGUUGAUGCUGGACUCACGAAACCAGAGAUUCCCUUGGCUCACUCAACUCCAAUACCAAAACUUGUUAUCAAUGGGGUUAAUCCUGAAGAACAAGCGGAAGCAGGUGAAGAACACGACAAAGAUUCUGACGCCGGAAGUGUCUAUGACGGAAGUAUUUAUGGCACCGAGAGUCAACGAACGGAUUCCAAUGACGACUUGACCAAUAAGGGUCAACUGGAUUUGCACUUAAAAUACAGUCAUUUGAAGAACUGCCUCUCCGUCACCGUCAAAAGUGUUCGAGAGCUCGUGUCUCGUGACUCGCCCGGCAAGACCAAUCCAUUGGUGCGCCUGUACUUGUUACCAGAUCGCUCCAAACGCUCCCGGCGCGUCACAAGAGUGAUGAAAGGGACCUUGAACUGCGUGUUUAACGAAACCUUUGAGUACAUGAUUGGCCUAGAUCAACUGGGCACGAUGAAGAUCGAUGUCGCAGUGAAAAGUGACCGUGGAUUUGCGAUUGGACGGGUGCGGCAUCGACUGAUUGGACUCGCUGUGGUGGAUUUGUCUGGAAAGCAUCUCACUGAAGGGUGUGACGUCAGUUGUGAGCUUAGAAAGUUUAGCUUAACAUUUUGAAUGGUUCUGGAGAAAAUGGAUCAAUGUCAGUGUCUGAGCAACGGCAUACCUACCGCUCUCCAAGCGAACAUUAACCCUUAUUAUCAGUUGAGUGUUGUUGUGUUAGGGGAAAGGUAGGUAAGCAGUUUCGCAGAUACUUAGUUUGCUCCGAGAAAAAUAGCUUUGUAGAAUUGCUUCAAGCUGCGUUGUGUUGCUUUCAAGAAGAAGAUAGGAGUAUGAAAAGGCAACGCACGCUAUGGUAAAAUGAAUUGUGUAGGUAGUUUGGCAGCGAGAAUAACCUACACCCAAAACGUAGUGCACUAGCAAUACAAGUUUUAGAAACUAAAAGCUUUCGUUAGCAAGAUAUCUUUUAUGUGGAAAAAUCGAUGUAUUUAUUUCAAGGAAAGUGUGAUAGGAAAGUGUAUCUUCUAAGUAGUUUUAGUCAUACAUUAGUGUUGUUAAGUUAACUAUAAAAGUUUUUUAACUUGAAGAGAUAAAACGUACUCGAAUCUAAUUUUUAGAGCGCUUUUAAUAUAUGUAAAACAGAGAAAUAAACCGGUGCAUGUGUGA
Messenger RNA from Pocillopora verrucosa, 3148 nucleotides. RefSeq names its product extended synaptotagmin-3-like. Gene Ontology annotation, cellular component: endoplasmic reticulum membrane; extrinsic component of cytoplasmic side of plasma membrane. NCBI's taxonomy places the organism in Eukaryota, Metazoa, Cnidaria, Anthozoa, Scleractinia, Pocilloporidae. Gene Ontology annotation, biological process: lipid transport. The record is from RefSeq and is a predicted model, not a curated record. Gene Ontology annotation, molecular function: phosphatidylcholine binding; calcium-dependent phospholipid binding; phosphatidylinositol binding.